AUGGCGUCUGGUCGGGAACAGGCAGGCUCGUCAGAGCUGUCUGCCUUUCUAACAGCACCAACCACGGCUCUGGGGGGUGGGGGUUUGGGAUCGAGCGGGGGGGCAACACUGGAGAGGUCCAAACUGGACCUCAGGAGGGAGGUCAAAACGCAACAGCCACGCACAUCCGAUGCGGGUGGGGGCGGUGGCAUUGGCAAAAUCAUUUCCAACGGCGGGGGUGGGGGUGGCGACGAUGAUGACGAUGACGACGACUACUUCGAUGAGGGGGACGGGGAUGGCGACGGGGACGAUGGCUUCUUCCGGAAGGUUCUGCCUCAGCUGUACGACAGGGUCACCAUCUCGGCGGUGUUGGAGGAGUGGUUCAGGUCGUUCAGCGACCUGCCCAUCAUCCUGCGCAGGGCCGUCGAGAUGGGUCUCUUCAGUUCUGCGCAGCUCGUGCGCUUCUGCUCAAUGGAUGUGAGGCCUGGGAUCUUCAGGUCCGUCUCCAGGAAGCUCCCAAUCUCGAUGUCCCGUUCAUUUGUGGGGCGCCUGAUGGCAGAUCCAGCCUUCGCGCAAAAGCUCAUCCUUGAGAAUGUGCUGGCGAUCAGUGCUGGCUUCAUCUACGAGGUGCGGAUGAGGAAAGAUCGCUUCAUGGAGGAGCUGGACUUUGCUGCCAUCAACACCUUGGGCCUUGCAGCCGCAACGUCCAUGGUGGUCUGGAUGCUUUCUCCCAGCAGAUCUUAUGGCACUGCCAAGAAGUUCCCUUGGCAGAGCAUGUUGGAAAAUCUCCCCAACAAUGUGUUCGACUCAUCCGGCCCCCUGAGGAACUACACAAGCCAGAGCCGCGCUGCCAGCCUGCUCACGAAGUUCGCCGAGCUCAGCGCGGUGGGCGCCAUCACAGGCUGUGCGACUGCGGGCGCGUCGGAGCUGGCGCUAGCGCUGCGCAAGAGGAGCGACCCCGAAUUCAAACCCUCGGUGCCCAUUCCUGGCGUUGAGCGCAGCAUGCUGGGUAUGUGUGCAUUUGUGGGCUUGCAUGCGCACCUGCGUUACCAGACCAUCGGUGGAAUCGACCGGUACCUGUUCGACCACAGCUCCUUCCUCUGGUCGUACAUGGCGGCUUCAACCAUGUUCCGGGUAGCCAAUGUGUCCAUUGGGGAGGCUUCUCGGCCGUGGUUUCAAGGCCUGCCGAGCAAGUCCCCGCUUCGCCCCCGUGCACCUGUGCCUAGGGGACUUGUGCAGACGCCCGCUCCCUUGCCAGCCAGCGCCCAGCCCAACGACGACAAGCCAAAGAAGAGGAAGGCCAAGGGGUUCGAGUUGUCCGUCGUCAGCGGCACGCCUUAG
Messenger RNA from Ostreobium quekettii, 1320 nucleotides. The record is from the annotation of a GenBank genome assembly. NCBI's taxonomy places the organism in Eukaryota, Viridiplantae, Chlorophyta, Ulvophyceae, Bryopsidales, Ostreobiaceae.